Messenger RNA from Mercenaria mercenaria, 1746 nucleotides. RefSeq lists its product as uncharacterized. The transcript has a single exon. The coding region runs from base 1 to 1746 and encodes 581 amino acids. NCBI's taxonomy places the organism in Eukaryota, Metazoa, Mollusca, Bivalvia, Venerida, Veneridae. Gene Ontology annotation, molecular function: protein binding. The record is from RefSeq and is a predicted model, not a curated record.
AUGGAGGUAUCUGGUCGAAGGACAUCAAAUGACAGAAACUUAAGUUUAUCCAGAGGUUCAGCAGAUGACUUUGAGUUUUCAUGUCAGCCAUGCGCAGGUGAAGGACACCAUGUAGAAGCUUCGGGGUUCUGUCAAAACUGUCAGGAGUAUUUAUGCAUAACCUGCUACAAAUAUCACUGUAAACCAACCCCGACUAGACAUCAUGUUCUUCUGGAUAAAUAUAACAUGCCGAAACGUAGUGCGCCAGCGUCAGUUAAAUAUGGAUGUAAUUUGACCUGUACGAAACACGCCUCGGAAAUUGUAAAGUUUUUCUGCAAGCAGCAUGAUGCAGUUGGAUGCGGAGACUGUGUGAUUCUGGAUCAUAAAUCGUGUAAGAUCGAUUACAUUCCCGAUAUUUCUAAGGAUUUUAUAGAUGGCGGGGAAUAUGAACAGCUUGUUACACGGGCUAAGCAGCUUGAGAACAAUGCUAAAUCGCUGAAGAAAGAGAUAGAAGAAGAUGGUAAAGAAGUUUAUAGACUUUAUACUAAAGCAGUAUGGGAUAUUCGAGCGUUUCGAAAACAAGUAGAUAGGUAUUUGAUAGAUAUGGAACAAAAACUAUUGGAUCAAUGUGAAACACAGAAAAAGAAAUCGGACACAAUGUUAAAGGCUGUUAAGAGAGAGUUACAACCGAUGCAACUCGAACUCGAAAACCUCCAUUCACAGCUUACUUCACAAGAGAAGCAGUCCGGCGAUUUAUUUGUUCGAGCGAAACAAAUAAGUUUUCGCCUGAAGAAGAUAGAAGAAGAAUUGGAAAUUGUUGACGAGAAAAAUGAGCCAAGUAUGUUUAUGUUUGAGAAAAACAGUCAAGUCCUGGAUUAUUUCAAAACGAAACAAGGAUUUCUUGGUGGUCUUCGACCAGUUCAAAUUAGAAAUCGCCUGGCAAUGUCUCCAAAGCGUCUCCUUGAUUUAAAACUAACUCUUAUUGCAGAAGUCAGUGUAAAGUCUCCUUCUGAUGGGAAAAAAUGCUGGAUCUCAGGAAUGGUAGCUAUAGCUCCUGACACACUUGUGUGCACUGAUUAUAACAAUCACUCGGUGAAGCAGAUUGAUAUCAAAUCUGAUAAAACUACUUCUGAGCUUAAACUUACAACCGGACCUUGGGAUAUUACACACGUUUCAUACGAUCAGCUAGCAGUUACUGUGACCGAAGAAAGGAAAAUAUGCUUCUUGUCCUUUAGAAGUGGUCUGUCAAAGACUCGCUACAUUGUUGUUGAUGGGAAUUGUUACGGAAUAGUCUACAUCAAGAACAGACUUGUUGCAUCUUAUAUCAAUCCUCCAAAAGUGGAGAUUCUGAGUCUGGAUGGGAAAGUUAUACAGAGGAUUGAUACUGACAGCAGCGGGAAGGAUUUAUUUCAGUUUCCGCGGUAUGUAGCUGUUCAUCGGGAUGGAAACUGUAUUUAUGUUUCUGAUUUCAAAACUAAUUCAGUGACUAAAGUUACUACAUCAGGAACGGUACUUGAUACAUAUGAAGAGGCAAACCUGUCAUACCCGGAUGGAAUUGCCGUUUUUAGCGAUGGGUCAGUUAUAGUUUGUAACAGUGGAAAUCACAACUUACAUCUGCUGUCAUCAGAAAACAAGAAAAUAAAGACAGUUCUGAACACGACAGCGAGUCCAUAUGCCUUGUGUUUGAAUAGAGAAUCAGACUCACUUUUUCUGAGUUUUGAAGAAUCAAAACGUAACACAAUUCUCAAGUACAAAUUUACUUAUUAA